ACACUUCAACCUCUCUAAUCACUCAGUGACAGACUUGAAGGUGUCAGUUUUGCAACAAAAAAACUUCAAAAACAGACUCCAAAGAGAGACUGCUGAACUCGAAUUAAUAUGCAAAUUAGAUACAAUUAACUUAGGCCUAAACAGAGACUGGGAAUGGUUGGGUCAUUACACUAAUUGAAUUUUUUUCCCCCCAUGUUAAGUUCUCCUCACACCUUCUAUGGGUCAUCUCGAUUAUCACUUCAAAGUUUUUUCUUCUGCUGCUACUGAUAGCUCAUCUCAAUUGAUUGGCCUCUUACAAUUGGCUUCGAGAUGGAGGAGGUGCCAGGGGAUCAGAUGGAAAGCCCAAACACUAGAGAGGAAGCUGGGCCCGGCCCCGUUCCACCAGAGGAAGUUGGGCCCGGCGCCGUUCCGCCAGAGGAAGCUGGGCCCGGCGCCGUUCCGCCAGAGGAAGCUGGGCCCGGCCCCGUUCCGCCAGAGGAAGCUGGGCCCGGCCCCGUUCCGCCAGAGGAAGCUGGGCCCGGCUCUGUUCCGCCAGAGGAAGCUGGGCCCGGCUCCGAAGCUGGGCCCGGUCCCCUUUCGCCAGAGGAAGCUGGGCCCGGUCCUGUUGCUCGUUCUCGACAAGUGACAUCUCUCCGCUCUUCGCUAGAGUCUUUUAGCCCUUCUCUGAGUAACCGCAGGAUGUCUAAAUUUCGCCGGAGCACUAGUGGAGUUCAAUCCCUACAAGAAACUUUAAAAGAAAAACAGGCACGAUAUAGAGAUGCAAGGGAAGGUCGAAAAAUGAAAAUUGGUGCUUCAUAUAGAUACAUAUUUGAAGUCCUAGGGGACAAACUUGGUUUAGAUACAACAACUGUGGAAGAUAUGAUCUUGGAUGGCCCUUCAUUACAGGCAUUUGAUAAUUUUUUUGCCAAAGACGGAAGUCGAACUUUGAAAUUCUUAUAUCAAGAAGGAGAAGCACCAGGAGUAGAAUGUGGUCGAACAAUUCCAGGAGUUGUAAAAGGAACUAAAAUUAUGAGAUUAUAUUUAGACACUGCACCAGAGAAGUUCAAAGGACUCUGUUUAUUUUUUGUUCGUUAUAGGAAUGACAUCCCUCUAAAUGCAAAAAGUAUACAUGAGGACAUAUACUUUUGUGUAUUAGAUGCAACUGAAGGACUUUUACGUGGUACUAGGAACAUGCUAGCAAAUAUUUUUCUACCAGCUAUCCUUGCAACAAAUAAUUGGGGUGCUUUAAGUCAAACCUCACAAGGAACAACUGAAAAACAGAAUUUCAUAGAAACCAUUAAUAGAUAUCUUUCAUUUUUAGACGGUGCUAGAGUAAGCAUAGAGGGAACUGUUGAGUUAAAAAAGAUGGAUCACAUUGACUUUUCUAAACUUCAGUCCUUUGAGGAAGUGACAACAGCAGCUGCUAAUUCUGAUACAGUUCAUCAACUAGAGGAAGUGCUUAUGAUAUGGUAUAAACAGAUUGAACAAGUUCUUAUCGAGAGUGAGCAGAUGAGAAAAGAAGCUGACGAUUCAGGGCCAUUGACUGAACUAGAACACUGGAAACGUAUGUCUGCUAAAUUCAAUUUUAUUAUUGAGCAGAUCAAAGGACCAAGUUGCAAAGCUGUCAUAAAUGUUCUAAAUGUUGGACAUUCCAAACUAUUAAAGAUGUGGCGAGAGUUGGAUGCCAGAAUCACAGACACUGCAAAUGAAUCAAAAGAUAAUGUGAGAUAUUUAUACACACUUGAAAAAGUAUGUCAACCGCUUUAUAACUAUGAUCUUGUGUCUAUGGCACAUGGAAUACAAAAUUUAAUUAAUGCUAUAAGAAUGAUUCACAGUGUUUCAAGGUAUUACAAUACUUCAGAGAGAAUGACAUCAUUGUUUAUAAAGGUUACAAAUCAAAUGGUUACAGCAUGUAAGGCAUAUAUUACUGAUGGUGGUUUAUCUCGUGUAUGGGACCAGGAUACACCUGUAGUAAUUAAAAAAAUUCAGGACUGCAUUUUUUUAUUUAAAGAAUAUCAAAAAUGCUUUCAUAAAACAAGGAAACAGAUUUUGGAAGCUCUAGGGGAAAAGACAUUUGAAGUAUCAGAGAUGUAUAUUUUUGGCAAAUUUGAAGCAUUUUGUAAAAGGCUAGAAAAAAUUACAGAGAUGAUUACUAUAGUACAAACAUUUUCUGCACUUAGUAUGUCUACAAUUGAAGGGAUAGAUAUUUUGGCAAUAAAGUUCAAAAAUAUCUACCAGAGUGUUCAAAAGAAACAAUAUGAUAUUCUCGACCCACGAAAAACUGAAUUUGAUGUAGAUUUUGUAGACUUCAUGACAAAAAUUGAAGGUUUAGAGGUGCAGAUACAGACAUUUAUGAAUACUUGUUUUGGAAGAAUUUUGUCUUCACAGCAUUCAGUUCAGCUACUUCAAAGGUUUCAGAAGCUGAAUAUGCCAUGUCUUCAGCAGGAAAUAGCACAUACUGUUGGACUUAUUCUUCAGCAUUACGUAGCAGAACUUGAAGCUACUAAAAAGCUUUACCAGGCUCAAAAAGAUGACCCUCCUCUUGCCCGAAACAUGCCCCCUGUAGCAGGAAAGAUACUGUGGGUGAGGCAGCUUUUCCGGCGGAUAAGUGAACCAAUCAACUUUUUCUAUAAAAAUUCAGAUAUCUUGACAAGUCCAGAAGGUAAAGCAGUGGUUCGAUUAUUCAAUAAAAUUUCCUAUGUAUUGGUGGAAUUUGAGGUACUCUAUCACAUGGCUUGGGUGAAGGAAAUUUCUCAGCUACAAUAUGCAUUACAAGCUACCCUACUGGUACGUCAUCCUGAAACUGGGAAGUUGCUUGUUAAUUUUGAUCCCAAAAUUCUAGAGAUUGUCCGAGAGACUAAGUGUAUGAUAAAGAUGGGUCUUGAAGUACCAGAGCAAGCAAAGAGGGUAGUAAAAAUAGAAAAUACUCUGAAGACAAACAAAUUGUGUUUGGAGAAUCUUCUGCAAUGUUACGAAGAUUUGUGUCAGGAAAUACCAACAGUGUUUGUAAAUUUGAUGGCACCAAAAAUGAGAAAGGUGGAAUCUGUGUUGAGACAAGGACUUACUAUAUUAACUUGGUCAUCUCUGACAUUGGACAGUUUUUUUCAAGAAGUUGAUGAAGUUAUGAAUAUGUUUAAGCAGCUUUUGAAAAAGGUUAAUGACUUAUGUGAAAUGCAGAUUGAUUUAAUAAUGAAAGACAUAUCAAAUACUCUUUUAAUUGUCCUGCCAGAGGAUGGUCCUAUCAAAAUGGAGGAUAUGCUGGCAUGCAAUGAGACUUACACCAAAGAAUGGGCUGAAAUACUGAACCACAAAAGUAUGCACAUAGAAGAUGCUGUCCAGGAGCUGAUAUCUAUAUUUGAGACAAUUUAUGAAAUUAAAGAUUCUAAGAAAACUUUAAAAAAGUAUUCAUUGCCAGUAGAAGGGAAACAUGUGGCAUUUGGGGCUGAUGGAGAGGAGGGAGAUACUGAUGGUUCUUCAGGUAUUCUUAGUGAGGAUGCUGAGGACAAUGAGAAAGAAGAUGAGUUUAGAAAGGAAUGUAAAGAGGUAGUUGCAUAUUUCAGUCAUCAGUUACUAGACAGUCUGUUGAAAGCCACCCGGCUAUCUUUGGAUACUCUUAAAAAAAGAAUGUUUGUUUCAAACACCAGCACCUUUGGACGAACAGCUUUUUUUGCUCAGACAAGCAAAUCUGAAGAGGUUCUUUCUUUCCUAAAAGCUGAAGUGCAUCUUGCUAUUCCUAAUGUGGUAAUGGUUCCUAGUUUAGAUGAUAUACAGCAAGCCAUUAAUCGCAUGAUCCAAUUAACACUGGAAGUAAGUCGUGGAGUCGCACAUUGGGGACAGCAACACUUACAAAAAUCGAGUAUAUUACUGAACAGAAAUGUACCUAUUGUCUCUUCAUCACCCAGUAUGGUAGCAGGGAAAACAGCCAAAAAAGAAAACAAAGUACUUGAUGAGAUUCCUGUAAGAAAGCUAAGAAAUUUUUAUCCAGGUGUUGCAGAACACAAAGAUAUUUCUAAACUAGUUGUGCUCCUCUCCUCGUCUGUAAAUUCCGUAAGAAAAGCAGCUAGUGAAGCACUGCAAGACUUUCAGAAAUAUAAGGUUCUGUGGACGGAAGACAGAGAUGCUAAAGUUCAGCAAUUUCUGGCUAGCAGUCCCUCUCUGACUGAAAUCAGAGCAGAAAUUCUUCAUUAUGCUACUUUUGAACAAGAGAUUGAGGAUUUAAAACCUACUAUUCUUGUAGGUCCAAUUGAAUUACAUACAGCACCAUUGAAACUCGCUUUGUCGAUUGAAGCCAAAGCAUGGAAGAUGCUACUCUGUCGUUACUUAAAUGAGGAAUAUAAGAAGAAAAUGACAGACAUGAUAUCAUUUAUAACUGAAUAUUUGAAGAAAUUAUCUCGACCUAUUCGUGACUUAGAUGAUGUCAGAUUUGCAAUGGAAGCUUUGUCUAACAUACGUGAUAAUGAAAUACAAAUGGAUAUGACCUUAGGACCUAUUGAAGAAGCCUAUAGUAUUUUAAAUAGAUUUGAAGUUGAGGUGACAAAAGAGGAAUCAGAAGGAGUUGAUACACUUAGAUAUUCUUUUAACAAAUUACAGACCAAAGCUGUCAGUGUUCAAGAUGAGUUGGUUCAAGUUCAGCCAAAAUUUAAGAGUAAUCUAUUGGAGUCCGUUGAAAUUUUUCGUGAAGAUGUAGCAAACUUUGACACAUCAUAUGACACGGAAGGACCCAUGGUUCCAAAUACACCACCACAAGAAGCCAGCAAUAGGUUACAAAUAUUCCAGGCCAAUUUUGAUGAACUCUGGAGGAAAUUUGUCACUUAUUCAUCUGGUGAACAGCUGUUUGGAUUACCUGUCACAGACUAUGAAGUUUUACAUAAAAUCAGGAAGGAGCUAGGAUUGCUUCAGAAAUUAUAUGGAUUAUAUGAUACUGUAAUGAACAAUAUCAGUGGGUAUUAUGAGAUACUUUGGACAGAUGUAGACAUUGAAAAAAUUAAUGCUGAACUUUUGGACUUUCAAAACAGGUGCCGCAAACUUCCCAAAGGACUUAAAAACUGGCAAGCGUUUUUAGACCUCAAGAAAAGAAUAGAUGAUUUUAGUGAGUCAUGUCCUCUGUUGGAAAUGAUGACUAAUAAAGCAAUGAAGCAGAGACAUUGGAAUCGCAUUGCUGAAACAACAGGACAUCAAUUUGAUGUGGAAUCAGAUUCUUUUUGUCUUCGAAACAUCAUGGAAGCACCACUUCUUAUACAUAAGGAUGAUAUUGAGGAUAUCUGUAUAUCUGCUAUAAAGGAAAAGGAUAUUGAAGCUAAAUUGUCUCAGAUAAUUGAAAGUUGGGGAGGCCAGAAUUUGAGUUUUUCAUCAUUUAAAGCAAGAGGAGAGCUACUGUUAAAGGGAAGUGAAUCAGCAGAAAUUAUUACACUUAUGGAGGACAGUUUAAUGAUCUUGGGCUCUUUACUUAGUAACAGAUAUAAUACACCAUUUAAAAAAGAUAUUCAGAACUGGAUAUACAAACUGAGCACCUCCAGUGAUAUCAUUGAAGAGUGGUUGGUGGUGCAAAACCUAUGGGUUUAUCUUGAAGCUGUUUUUGUAGGGGGAGAUAUUGCAAAGCAAUUACCUCAGGAAGCAAAACGUUUUCAGAACAUUGACAAAUCAUGGAUAAAAAUAAUGCAACGAGCUCACGAGAAUCCUAAUGUUGUUAACUGCUGUGUUGGAGAUGAAACUAUGGGACAGCUUCUGCCUCAUUUACAUGAACAGUUGGAGGUGUGUCAGAAAUCACUUACAGGAUAUUUAGAGAAGAAAAGGCUACUGUUUCCCAGAUUCUUCUUUAUCUCUGAUCCUGCCCUUCUUGAAAUUCUUGGACAAGCAAGUGAUUCACACACCAUUCAGCCACAUCUUCCUGCCGUAUCUGAUAAUAUAAAUGAAGUGCAGUUUCACCCAAAGGAUUAUGAUCGCAUAAUGGCAGUCAUAUCAAGAGAAGGAGAGAAAAUUCCAUUGGACACUCCAGUGAAUGCAAAAGGACCUGUAGAACUUUGGUUGCUAGAUUUGUUGCGCAUGCAACAGUCUUCAUUACACUGUGUAAUCAGGGCAGCAUAUUAUCAAAUUAGUGACCCAGGAUACCAGCUGCUUAACUUCCUUUAUCACUUCCCAGCACAGGUAGGGUUACUGGGAAUUCAGAUGUUGUGGACACAUGAUUCAGAAGAAGCCCUACACAAUGCAAAAGAUGACAGGAAAAUCAUGCAAGUAACCAAUCAGAAAUUUCUGGAUAUACUAAAUACACUUAUCAGCCAGACAACACAUGAUCUUUCCACCUUCGACAGGGUGAAAUUUGAAACCCUGGUUACCAUUCAUGUGCAUCAGAGAGAUAUUUUUGAUGACUUGGUAAAAAUGCAUAUCAAGUCAGUAACUGAUUUUGAAUGGUUAAAGCAGAGUCGAUUUUAUUUUAAGGAAGAUGUGGAUCAAGUUUGGGUAUCCAUUACAAAUGUUGAUUUUAUUUACCAGAAUGAAUUUCUGGGAUGCACUGAUCGUCUGGUUAUAACUCCUCUGACUGAUAGAUGCUAUAUAACCUUAGCUCAGGCUUUGGGAAUGAACAUGGGAGGAGCUCCAGCAGGACCAGCUGGAACUGGUAAAACAGAAACUACAAAAGACAUGGGAAAGGCUCUGGGAAAAUAUGUAGUAGUAUUUAACUGUUCUGAUCAAAUGGACUUCAGAGGCUUGGGUAGGAUUUUCAAAGGUCUUGCACAGUCAGGUUCCUGGGGAUGCUUCGAUGAAUUUAACAGAAUUGAAUUACCUGUUUUAUCAGUUGCAGCACAACAAAUUUAUAUUAUUUUAACAGCAAGGAAAGAAAGGAAAAAGCAAUUCAUAUUUUCUGAUGGAGAUUGUGUAGAUUUAAAUCCAGAGUUCGGAAUUUUUCUUACAAUGAAUCCUGGGUAUGCCGGCCGUCAGGAGCUACCAGAAAACCUAAAAAUUCAAUUUAGAACUGUGUCCAUGAUGGUUCCAGAUAGACAGAUAAUUAUGAGAGUUAAGCUUGCAAGCUGUGGGUUUAUUGAUAAUGUGGUCUUAGCUCAAAAAUUCUUCGUUCUCUACAAACUUUGCGAGGAGCAGCUCACUAAACAGGUUCAUUAUGACUUUGGUCUGAGGAAUAUCCUUUCCGUAUUGAGGACCCUUGGAGCUCAAAAGAGGGCCAGACCAGAUGACAGUGAAUUGAGUACUGUUAUGAGAGGACUAAGGGAUAUGAACCUCUCUAAACUGGUAGAUGAAGAUGAGCCCUUAUUUCUUAGUCUCGUCAAUGACCUCUUCCCUGGGUUACAGUUGGACAGUAGUACAUAUGUUGAACUACAGGCUGCAGUAGCCAACCAGGUUGAAGAGGCAGGAUUGAUUAAUCAUCCACCUUGGAAUCUUAAGCUUAUUCAGUUAUAUGAAACUUAUAAGGUACGCCAUGGUUUGAUGAUACUUGGACCCAGUGGAUCUGGAAAAACAACAGUUAUAACUAUGUUGAUGAAGGCAAUGACAGAGUGUGGGCGUCCUCACAGAGAAAUGCGUAUGAACCCAAAAGCUAUUACUGCUCCUCAAAUGUUUGGCAAACUCGAUACUGCAACUAAUGACUGGACAGAUGGAAUCUUUUCUACACUGUGGAGGAAAACACUAAAAGCUAAAAAGGGUGAGAAUAUCUUUCUGAUUUUAGAUGGCCCUGUGGAUGCAAUUUGGAUUGAGAAUUUAAAUUCUGUUUUGGAUGAUAACAAGACUCUGACUCUAGCUAAUGGUGACAGAAUUCCUAUGUCUCCUACGUGUAAACUGUUAUUUGAGGUUCACAACAUUGAGAAUGCCUCUCCUGCAACAGUUUCUAGAAUGGGCAUGGUCUACAUCAGUUCUUCUGCCCUCAGCUGGAGACCAAUUUUACAAGCAUGGCUAAAGAAACGUACGCCUCAAGAAACUGAAAUUUUACAGAAUUUAUAUGACAGAAACUUUGAAGCAGCAUAUACAUACAUGAAACUAAACCUUAAUCCAAAAAUGGAGCUUUUAGAAUGUAACUACAUUAUGCAGUCUAUUAAUCUUUUGGAGGGUUUGAUUCCCUCAAAGGAAGAAGGCGGUAUUUCAUCUCCAGCACAUCUUCAUAAAUUGUUUGCUUUUGGAUUAAUGUGGAGUUUAGGUGCUCUCCUGGAGUUGGAUAGCAGGGAUAAACUGGAAGCCUUCAUUCGAGCAAAUGAUAGCAAAUUAGAUUUGCCAGAAAUCCCUAAACACACCAAUCAAACAAUGUAUGAGUUUCAUGUUACUGAUUAUGGUGACUGGGAACACUGGAAUAAAAGAGUUCAGGAAUAUGUUUAUCCAACAGAAAGUAUCCCAGAUUAUUCAUCUAUUCUGGUUCCAAAUGUAGACAAUGUCAGAACUCAGUUUUUGGUAGAAACAAUUGCUAAGCAACACAAAGCAGUUUUGCUCACAGGAGAACAGGGAACUGCAAAGACUGUAAUGAUUAAAAGUUAUUUGAAAAAAUAUGAUCCUGAAGAACAUUUGUCAAAAAGUUUAAACUUUUCCUCUGCCACAGAACCAUUUAUGUUUCAGAGGACAAUAGAGAGUUAUGUGGACAAACGCAUGGGAAGUACUUAUGGACCACCAGGCGGGAGAAGAAUGACCGUGUUUAUUGAUGAUAUUAAUAUGCCAAUAAUUAAUGAAUGGGGAGAUCAGGUAACAAAUGAAAUAGUUCGUCAGAUGAUGGAAAUGGAAGGAAUGUACAGUUUGGAUAAACCUGGAGACUUCACUACAAUUGUUGAUGUACAGUUAGUAGCAGCUAUGAUACACCCUGGAGGAGGCCGUAAUGACAUCCCACAGCGUUUAAAAAGGCAGUUUACUGUGUUUAAUUGCACACUACCAUCCAAUGCAUCCAUAGACAAAAUAUUUGGAAUAAUUGGCUGUGGAUACUUUCAUCCAUGCAGAAAAUUCAAUCCUGAAAUAUGUGACAUGAUAAAGAAAUUAGUUCCAGCUGGCAGAAUAUUGUGGCAAUGGACUAAGGUAAAGAUGCUGCCUACACCAUCCAAGUUUCAUUAUAUCUUCAAUCUUCGAGACCUUUCCAGAAUUUGGCAAGGAAUGUUAACUAUCAAAGCAGAAGAAUGUAAGGAUAUCACUACCCUUAUGGCACUUUUUAAAAAUGAGUGCAAUAGAGUCAUUACUGACAGAUUUGUUAAUGAUGAAGAUGUAGCUUGGUUUGGUAAAGCCACUUCUAGAGCAAUUGAGGAACAUGUGGAUCCGGAAUUAGCAUCAAUUCUCCAGGCUGAACCAUAUUUUGUAGAUUUUUUACAGGAUAUGCCUGAACCGACUGGUGAUGAACCUGAAGAUUUUGUAUUUGAAGCACCAAAAAUUUAUGAAAUGAUCCCGAGCUUUGAAUUUCUGUGUGAAAAAUUACAAAUGUACCAGAGGCAAUACAAUGAAACUAUUAGGGGAUCAUUUCUCGAUUUGGUGUUUUUUAAAGAUGCAAUGACACAUCUUGUUAAGAUUUCACGAAUAAUUCGGACUGCAUGUGGAAAUGCUUUACUUGUAGGAGUUGGUGGUUCUGGAAAACAGAGUCUUUCAAGAUUAGCCUCUUUUAUAGCUGGAUACAGAAUAUUUCAGAUAACUUUAACCAGAUCCUAUAAUGUUUCCAAUCUAACAGAUGAUCUAAAACUUCUAUAUAGAGUAGCUGGUGCAGAAGGAAAAGGCAUCACUUUCAUUUUCACUGAUAAUGAAAUAAAAGAUGAAGCAUUUCUGGAAUACCUUAACAAUCUGCUAUCUUCAGGAGAGAUUUCCAAUUUAUUUGCUCGGGAUGAGUUGGAUGAAAUUACACAAGGAUUAAUAUCUGUGAUGAAAAAAGAGCUGCCUCGAUUUCCUCCUACAUUUGAUAAUCUUUAUGAGUAUUUUAUAUCACGGUCAAAGAAGAAUUUGCAUGUUGUUCUCUGCUUUUCUCCAGUUGGUGAGAAGUUCCGUGCACGUUCUUUGAAAUUUCCUGGUCUGAUAUCAGGCUGCACUAUGGACUGGUUCAAUCGAUGGCCUAAAGAAGCCCUUGUUGCUGUAGCCAGUUACUUCCUUUCAGAAUUUAAUAUUGUUUGUUCUUCUGAAGUUAAAGCACAAGUAGUAGAAACUAUGGGCCUCUUUCAUGAUAUGGUUUCUGAGAGCUGUGAGAAUUAUUUCCAAAGAUAUCGACGAAGAGCUCAUGUUACACCCAAAUCUUAUCUUUCUUUCAUAAAUGGUUACAAAGAUGUUUAUUCUGAAAAGCUAGGAAACAUUAAUGAACAAGCUGAACGCAUGCAAAUAGGUCUCUCUAAGUUGAUGGAAGCCAGUGAAUCUGUUGCCAAACUCUCUCUGGAACUGGCAGUGAAAGAAAAGGAACUGGCUUUGGCUUCUGUAAAGGCAGAUAAAGUGCUGGCAGAAGUUACAGUAAGUGCUGAGGCAUCAGCUAAAGUAAAAAAUGAAGUCCAAGGUGUGAAGGACAAAGCACAAAAGAUUGUAGAUGAAAUUGAUUCAGAAAAAGUGAUAGCAGAGACCAAACUGGAGGCAGCUAGACCAGCAUUAGAAGAAGCAGAAGCUGCACUGAAUACUAUCAAACCAGUGGAUAUUGCUACAGUUCGGAAACUUGCAAAACCCCCUCAUCUAAUCAUGAGGAUUAUGGAUUGCUGUUUGUUACUGUUCCAAAAGAAAAUAGACUCAGUUACACAGGAUCCAGAAAAGCCUUGCUGCAAACCAUCCUGGGGAGAGUCACUAAAACUUAUGAGUGGUCCAUUCCUGCAGAGUCUCCAACAAUUUGCUAAGGAUAGUAUCAAUGAAGAAACAGUAGAAUUACUACAGCCUUAUUUUAACAUGGAGGACUAUACUUUUGAGAAUGGUAAAAAAGUCUGUGGUAAUGUGGCAGGACUCCUGUCUUGGACACAAGCCAUGGCAACAUUUUAUGGUAUUAACAGAGAAGUUUUACCUCUUAAGUCUAAUUUAGCAAAACAAGAAGGACGUUUGAAAGUAGCUAAUGCAGAGUUAGCCACAGCUCAGGCAUUAUUAGAUGAGAAACAAGCUGAACUGGAUAAAGUGCAGGCAAAAUUUGAUGCAGCAAUGAAGGAGAAAAUGGACCUGUUGAAUGAUGCAGAUGUGUGCAGAAGAAAGAUGCAAGCAGCCUCUGCACUUAUAGAUGGAUUGAGUGGUGAGAAAGUUAGAUGGACUCAGCAAAGUAAGGAGUUCAAAACUCAGAUUAACAGACUUGUGGGGGAUGUUUUACUCUGCACAGGGUUCCUUUCAUACUGUGGCCCUUUUAAUCAGAUCUUCAGGAACCUUUUGCUUAAAGAUUUAUGGGAAGUAGAGCUGAGAGUUCGGAAAAUCCCUUUUACUGAAAACUUGAACCUGAUUUCAAUGUUGGUGGAUCAACCAACGAUUAGUGAAUGGAAUCUGCAAGGGCUGCCAGGAGAUGAACUCUCAAUUCAGAAUGGUAUAAUUGUUACUAAGGCAACCAGAUACCCACUUUUGAUAGACCCACAAACUCAAGGAAAAACCUGGAUUAAACAAAAAGAAAAGGGUAACGAAUUACAAGUGACAACUUUGAACCACAAGUAUUUCCGCACACACUUAGAGGACAGCCUUUCAUUGGGAAGAUCACUUGUGAUUGAGGAUAUAAGUGAAGAGCUGGAUCCAGCACUGGAUAAUAUAUUAGAAAAGAAUUUCAUUAAAUCAGGAACCUCUUUCAAGGUGAAAGUUGGUGAUAAGGAGGUAGAGGUAAUGACUACAUUUAAAAUGUAUAUUACUACAAAACUACCCAAUCCUGCUUUCACACCUGAGAUCAAUGCUAAAACAUCAGUUAUUGAUUUCACUGUUACAAUGAAGGGACUUGAGAAUCAGUUACUGAAAAGAGUAAUUCUUACUGAGAAACAGGAGCUGGAAGGAGAGCGAAUUAAACUCAUGGAAGAUGUAACUUUUAAUAAGCGGAAGAUGAAAGAAUUGGAAGACAAUCUUCUCUAUAAACUAAGCGCAACUAAAGGUUCUUUAGUAGAUGAUGAAUCUUUGAUUGGUGUACUGCGAACAACUAAGCAGACAGCUGCUGAAGUAUCUGAAAAGUUAUAUGUGGCAGCAGAAACUCAAGUGAAGAUUAACACUGCACAAGAGGAAUAUCGACCUGCUGCUACACGAGGAAGCAUUCUUUAUUUUCUUAUCACAGAAAUGAGCAUGGUCAAUAACAUGUACCAGACUUCACUGGCUCAGUUCCUAAAGUUAUUUGAUCAGUCCAUGGCCAGAUCUGAAAAGUCUCCUUUGCCUCAGAAAAGAAUCUCAAAUAUUAUUGAGUAUCUUACGUUUGAAACUUUUACAUAUUCUGUCAGAGGCUUUUAUGAAUACCACAAAUUUCUUUUUACCCUUCUUCUGACACUAAAAAUUGAUCUUCAGAGAGGACAGGUCAAACCCAAAGAGUUCCAAGCACUUAUUAAAGGAGGUGCAGCGCUGGAUCUAAAAGCUUGCCCUCCCAAACCAUUCCGGUGGAUUCUUGACAUGACAUGGCUGAAUCUGGUGGAACUGAGCAAACUUCCACAAUUUGCAGAAAUUAUGAAUCAGAUAUCCCGCAAUGAGAAGGGGUGGAAAAGUUGGUUUGAUAAAGAUGCUCCUGAAGAAGAAGUUAUUCCUGAUGGAUACAAUGACUCACUAGAUACUUGUCGCAAACUUUUGCUUAUCAGGUCUUGGUGCCCAGAUCGCACCCUUUCCCAAGCCAGAAAGUAUAUUGCUGAUUCUCUGGAAGAGAAAUAUACAGAACCAGUCAUUUUAAAUUUAGAGAAGACUUGGGAAGAAAGCGAUACACGAACACCCCUUAUCUGUUUCUUGUCUAUGGGGUCUGACCCAACUAUUCAGAUUGAUGCCUUGGCGAGGAAACUUAAACUGGAAUGUAGGACUAUCUCUAUGGGUCAGGGACAAGAAGUUCAUGCACGCAAGCUAACUCAGACAUCAAUGCAGCAGGGGGGCUGGGUGUUACUUCAAAAUUGUCACCUAGGCCUGGAUUUCAUGGAUGAACUACUGGAAACAAUUGUUACUGCAGAGAUUCCUGAUGAGACCUUUCGAGUUUGGAUAACCACUGAGCCACAUGACAAGUUCCCAAUUACACUGCUACAGAUUUCUAUAAAGUUCACAAAUGAACCUCCCCAGGGUGUACGUGCAGGUUUGAAAAGAACAUUUUCAGGAAUUAAUCAAGACCUGCUAGAUGUCAGCAAUAUGCCUAUGUGGAAACCUCUGCUUUACACUGUAGCUUUCCUACAUUCCACGGUCCAGGAACGGCGCAAGUUUGGCCCUUUGGGUUGGAAUAUUCCCUAUGAAUUCAACUCUGCUGACUUUACAGCCAGUGUUCAGUUUAUACAGAAUCACUUAGAUGAAUGUGACAUCAAGAAAGGUAUAUCAUGGAGCACAGUACGAUACAUGAUUGGAGAAGUACAAUAUGGAGGGCGGGUCACUGAUGAUUAUGAUAAGCGUCUUCUUAAUUGUUUUGCAAGGGUGUGGUUCAGUGAAAAGAUGUUUGAGAGCACAUUUUGUUUCUACACUGGAUAUAAAAUCCCAGUAUGCAAAACUCUGGAUCAGUAUCAGGAGUACAUUCAGACCCUCCCUGCCAUGGAUAGCCCAGAAGUCUUUGGUCUUCACCCAAAUGCUGACAUCACAUAUCAGAGUAACACCGCAGCCAAUGUUCUUGACACCAUUACCAAUAUUCAACCUAAGGAAAGUGGAGGUGGAGCAGGAGAAACUCGUGAAGCCAUUGUAUACCGAUUAGCUGAAGAUAUGCUGGACAAACUGCCUCCUGAUUAUGUACCCCAUGAGGUGAAAGCCCGUUUGAUAAAGAUGGGACACCUUAAUUCUAUGAAUAUUUUUCUUCGUCAAGAAAUUGACCGAAUGCAAAAGGUUAUUACAAUACUCCGAAACAGUCUGAAUGAUCUUAAGUUAGCCAUAGAAGGAACCAUUAUUAUGAGUGAGAAUUUGAGAGAUGCACUUGAUAAUAUGUAUGAUGCUCGAAUUCCUCAACUGUGGAAAAGGGUAUCUUGGGAUUCUUCAACGCUUGGAUUCUGGUUUACUGAACUCCUGGAAAGAAAUACUCAGUUCCAUACCUGGAUAUUUGAAGGGAGACCAAAUGUGUUUUGGAUGACUGGAUUCUUUAAUCCACAAGGAUUCCUGACAGCAAUGAGACAAGAAGCAACUCGAGCACAUAAAGGCUGGGCGUUAGAUACAGUUACAAUACAUAAUGAAGUUUUAAAGCAAUCUAAAGAAGAAAUCACAACACCCCCUGCUGAAGGGGUUUAUAUUUACGGACUGUACUUGGAUGGCGCAGGCUGGGACAGACGUAAUAGUAAACUCACUGAACCUACACCAAAGAUUCUCUUCACAAUACUCCCUGUGGUGCACAUAUUUGCUGUUAACACAAUUGGUCCCAAGGAUCCCAAACUCUAUGUUUGUCCUAUUUACAAGAAACCCAGGCGGACGGAUCUGACCUACAUCACUGUGAUCUAUUUAAGGACAGUCGUAUCUCCAGAUCACUGGAUACUGAGAGGAGUGGCGCUCCUGUGUGACAUCAAGUAA
Molecule: messenger RNA, 14511 nt
Organism: Malaclemys terrapin pileata
Lineage: Eukaryota; Metazoa; Chordata; Testudines; Emydidae
Gene: DNAH8
Product: dynein axonemal heavy chain 8
Exons: 94
Coding region: 310-14511 (4733 amino acids)
Biological process (GO): microtubule-based movement
Cellular component (GO): dynein complex
Molecular function (GO): ATP hydrolysis activity; dynein intermediate chain binding; ATP binding
Source: RefSeq, a predicted model, not a curated record